Messenger RNA from Lytechinus variegatus (green sea urchin), 1109 nucleotides. RefSeq lists its product as uncharacterized. Lineage: Eukaryota; Metazoa; Echinodermata; Echinoidea; Temnopleuroida; Toxopneustidae. The coding region runs from base 140 to 670 and encodes 176 amino acids. The transcript is spliced from 2 exons. The record is from RefSeq and is a predicted model, not a curated record.
CUAUAAAAAAUCUGGAUACGUCAUUGGCUCGCCGCGCUGACGCAACCGGGCGUCCAUGCCCCCACUCCCAUCCACCACUCGAUGAACGCUAUCUUCCAUAGGUUUGUGUACUAUUUUUCUCGUAUUAUUAGUGACAAAUAUGCUUCAAAAUGCCAUCAUGUGUUGCUGUGAACUGUACAAAUCGUCAAGCAAAAGGUUGUGGACGAACAUUUCACCUUGCAGAAAAACUGCCAGAAAGCCACCGAGGCAGAGAAACUUCACCCAGAAGACAUCAGAAGCCACAGAAGGAGUCCCAACAGGCAAUCCAGAGACGCCAAGCCCAAAGUCAUCGCAUAUAUACAAAGACCAUAGCUACUCUACACUGCAAAGCCCCCGAACAGUAAAGCGAAGAUUAGACAUUGCAUAUGACCAUGUGAGUAAUCUAAAUAAGAAAGUAAAGACACUGCAACAGAAGUCACGCCGACUGAGUAAAAAAGUCACCGAUCUGCAGGAAGUCGUAAACACGCUAAGGAAUGAGAACCAAGUUUCAGCCAAUGCAGCAGAUGUGCUCUCUAAAACUUUUUCUGAUGUCCCAGCAGAUGUGAUGAAAAGAAUGGUGGCAAACAAGUCAAGCGGGAAACUGAGUAGAAAAACCUAUCCUCCGGCACUGAGAGCAUUUGCACUAACUUAGCACUUUUAUAGUGCAAAAGCAUACAGAUACGUAAGGAAAUCCUUUGAUUUUGCCCUUCCUCAUCCAUCUGUGAUCAAGCGAUGGUACAUGGGAGUGAACGGAGAGCCAGGAUUCACGAAGGAAUCAUUCUCUGCAUUGAAGAUCAAGGCAGACCAAGCCAAAGAGAAGGGAAACGAAGUUGUUUGUGCUCUCAUGUUGGAUGAGAUGGCGAUAAAAAAACAUGUUGAGUGGAGUGGCACCAGGUUUCACGGAUAUGUAGACAUUGGUGUUGGAAUUCAGGAUGACACUACUCCACCGGCUCAAGAUGCACUUGUGUUUUAACUCAAUUUCGUUUAUGAUUUAGUAUGUUCAUGAAAUAUAUUGGAAGAAAAUAAUGACAUUUCAAGAAACAGCUUGAUGAGAAUCACAUUUGACUGAGGAAUAAAGAAUGAAAAAACAA